AUGUGUAUUCUCCAGCAAUUACUUACUAGCACAAGGUCACCGGGUGAAGCCUGUAUCGCGAUUAUCAAAGAUACCGCAUUCGUUUACGAAAACGAAGCCGUGAUCGGAAAAGUGCUGCACGAAUAUUUCACUAAUGGAAAACUCAAAAGAGAAGAUAUAUUUAUCACUUCAAAGCUCCCUCUUACUGCACAUGCCCCUGAAGAUGUAGAAAAGGUUAUCAAGUUGCAGUUGGAAGCCUUACAAGUGGAUUAUAUCGAUCUCUAUCUCGUUCACUGUCCUGUGCCUUUUCAGGUGGUCUUUUAUGAAAAUGAUGUGUGCAAUUGUCUGCGGCGCGAACGGGAACAAUGUGUAACACUUGUAACAUCAAAUCAAUCAUCAUGUAGGGAAAAGGACACUUUUGCGCCCGCUAUUGUGGAUGGACUGCAAGUGCCUGUUACUAUCGACCACGUUGACACUUGGCAUGCCGUUGAGAAGCUGUACGAUGCCGGGAAAGUGAAGGUACCAGCUAGUUUUCUUUUGUUUCUACGAGACAAUGCGUUGGGCUUGUCAAACUUCAACGCUAAACAGUUGCAAAACGUCUACGAUCAUGCACGAAUCAAGCCAGCCAACCUGCAGGUUCUGCCUUUUCCUAUAAACGGAUUUGUAUAUCUGUCUAAAAAAAUCGCAUUCUUUAUCGUAGGGGCCUCUGUGUUGAAUGCCAUCUAUAUUGGCCACAAACAGAGUUAUUCCAGCUGUGCUUUGGGCUUGUCAAACUUCAAUGCCAAACAGUUGCAAAACGUCUAUGAUCAUGCACGAAUCAAGCCAGCCAACUUGCAGGUUCUUCUGCGUCAUCUUAUCCAGCGCGGAAUAGCUGUCAUUCCAAAGAGCGUGAAUCCUGAGCGCAAUUUCGGAAUUCCUGAGGAUUUUCCUUCCAAUUCCUUUUUCUUCCCUCGAUAUGAACCUUGUCACUUAUUUAGCGUAAAAGAGAAUUUUGGAGUGUUUGACUUUACUCUGUCUGCGGAGGAAAUGCAGAAGCUUGACGAUAUCAAAACAAGGACGAGGGUCCGUAAUUUCAGUGCCAUCGCCCAUCCGUUCUAUCCGUUUGAGGACGUAGACAAAUCCAAAGUUCCUGUAGUCUCGUUCAAAGCUGACUGA
This is a messenger RNA of Strongylus vulgaris, 1134 nucleotides long. NCBI's taxonomy places the organism in Eukaryota, Metazoa, Nematoda, Chromadorea, Rhabditida, Strongylidae. The record is from the annotation of a GenBank genome assembly.